AUGAAAGAUGGUAAAUCAAAUUGGCUUCAAGAAGAAAUUGAAGGCAUUUAUUUAUGCCUGAUUCGCUUCAGCAAGUUUUUCAUGUAUUAUUUUCUGCUUUCUAUCAUUUGGAAUGUAUUUCUGCAGCAAUGGCAUUAAGAUUAAUUAUAGAUUAAUGCUCUUCCUCUUUUUACGUCUCACCCAGACGAGUCUUCGAAGAUUCGUUUAGUUGCUAGAGAAACUCACUGAAUGUCAGCAUUUCCACCAGAGAUAACUCUACCCGGCUUUCGACCUGGUUUUUAAUGCUGUUUCGGAGCCUUGAAGUAUGCACCUUAGGGCUUGACGGCUGCUGCUUAAGUGACUAAUGUUUUGGCUAGGAUAAAUUCCCUAGCUAUUAUCGGUGCCAACUGUGCCUUCCUUGCCAGCACUAGAGCUAAAAGGCGUUUAUUCUAAAUGCCUAUAGGAGGCACAAAGUCUUCAUUUCUAGAAGAGGGGGGCAAAUCCCAACCGGAACGCAAAUACCCAGUACCAUAAAUUCCAUUUCCUGCUCGGUUUCGCUUCAGGCUUAGCAAGGUUCACAGAUCAGGCAGAGGACUGGCCAGUGUCUCCUCCAUUUUAUUUAUGUUUUGCAGCAAUGGCAAUUUUGAAAGUAUAUUUUUGCUCCAAUAUUUGUAUUUACAGGGCUUAUCACUGUAUUUAUCCGUUAUGCCUCAAAUAAAGAUAUCAAAUACAAAGCAAUUGUAUCAAUAAUAUAUGCUGAAUAUUUCAACUUAUCAUUAAAUUGUAUUUCACUUUAUAUAAAGGAGCAAAAAUCUACUUUGGAAAUUAUCGCCUUACUUAUGGUAACUUUUUUCCAAUUUACUAUGAUAAGAAACAAAUGAAUUUUUAACCUCAUGGUUUUAAAAUUCUUGUAUCUAUGGGAAUAUCAUGGAAUUUUCUUUCGAAAUGAGCAAAGAUCUUUGCCUCUAAAUUCCACCUGUCUCUUCAUUGGAAUUUUAAACUAUGGGCAUUCUCAUCUGAUGAAUAUAGCAUACGAGCGCUAUGCUUAUCGCAAAGAGUUAGAGUCUUCAAGAAAUAGACUUGAUACAAUAACUCAGUCGAUUUCUGACGGAAUUCUUGUUAUUUCUUAUCACAAAGUUUAAUGAAUUUCUCUCUCACAUUCUGUGCGUUGUAAGUCUUCUUUACUUGAGGUUCAGCUACGAUAACAGCUCUGAAAAACGGUAGGUGAACCAGCCUAACCGUCGAAUCGUUAAAGUUAUCAAGCCCUUUCAGACUUCGCUAGUUAGUACCAGCCUCAUCAUUGACCACUUCUCUUCAAGCCGAUACUUUCAAGAAGCUUGACUUCUCUCAUUGAGUUCGGUUUAUGGGUCCUGCCUGGUGGAUCAGGACUAGGGACCAUCCCUAACUGCCAUUUUAAAUAUUGUGUGUCACAAAGUAAUUGAAUUUUAUAAUUCCUACACGAUUAAUUUACUCGGGACGAGCUCCGAAAAUCUUUUCGAGACUUUAUCAAAAAUACAUUAUUGUGAAAAUAAAAAAGUAUCAAAUUUUACCACUACAGAAUUUCUAACAGAUGAUAUUGACUAUCUUUUAGAAAAUUAUGUAAACGAAGAAAUCACGCUUGGAAUCACACUUAUUGGAAAUAAUAACCUGGUAUGAAAAGCGUGCAAAAUUCAAUGAGAAGGAAAAUCUGCACUCUUUUUGACAAUUAAAAAUUCUAAUCAAAUUAUUGAAUUGGAAAAAAAGCUUUCAAAUGGCCAAAUGAAAAAUCUGCUAUUAAGAUCUGUUUCUCAUGAAUUAAAAACUCCACUUAACUCAAUAACAUACUUCACCAAUGACUUACUCUCUAAUUUUCAGAAAGAAGCAAAUGAGUUAGCUAAGUUAUAGUAAAUUUAUCAGGAUUAUAAAGUCCAUCUCUGUGCUAGUUUGCUAGUUGACUUCAGGCUAGAGGUGGCACUAAGUGUCCGUGUCACACAAGGCCCUUUUGUCGAUAACACCAAAAAAGGUUAAUAAUAAGUCUGACGAGCCUUCUUGGUCUAGCUCUACGGCGCAGGCUCCCUUAAUCUCUGGCUGUGUUCAGAGUACGGGGAAGCGCCCUGUAUUAGCAAGCACAUAUUUCUUCAUAGAAGUGUGAGCCGACUCUGCACCUUCGGUCUCGUCCAGAAUAAAAAGCCUUUCAUGGUGUCCUGACUAAGCAAAAACUCAUCUUGGACUUCCAAAGAAUAGGAUCCAGUUUCCUCGGGUUGGGAUCAGCUCUCCAGUCACCCUGUGCCUAUUCAGUGCUUCCAUCUUUCAAAAGUGAAUCAAAUGAAGAAUUUAAAAAGUUAAAAAUUAUUUCUGUUUCUAGCAAGCUUAUGCUUUCAUUAACAAAUGAUUUGCUCGAUUAUUCAAAAAUCUUGGCUGGAUCAUUUUCUAUCCAAAAAAGCUUUUUUAAUCUGCGGGAAAGUAUAAAAAGCAUAUGCGAAUUAUUUCAUUACCAAGCAGAAAAGAAAAAAUUACAGUUUAUUAUUAGACUGGCCCCUGAAUUGCCUGAGUUUAUUUAUACUGACCCAUUGCGAUUCAAUCAAAUAAUUUUAAAUUUGCUAACUCCUCUCCUUAACCAAGACCAUAGGAAAAACCCUCUGUGAGUGAACAAAAAAAUUUUUUCUUAUAAGUAGCAAUUAUUAUAACGAAAUUUUAAGCUAAUUCUGUUGAAUUUUAAACUUCUUCUUCUAUUCUAAAACAUAAAUUUUACGGAUUAAAUUAUAGGAUUUUUGAGUGAAUACCAGUAAACUGGUCUAAUGUUCACAACUAGUCGACUAUACCCAGUCAGAACAGGCAACUGCCCUCAACCAGGAGACCAAUUUACAGGCUUUCAAAAGGCCUAACAGCCUAUAAUAAUUAUUAAUUUACAAUUUUUAAAAAAAAAAGAUUAUUAUCUAAUAAAUGUUUUGCUCGCUCAAGGAGAGGAGUAAGCAAUGCGAUAAAAUAUACAUUGAAGGGGAAAAUUGAAAUCUGCUGCAUUUCAACAGUUGAGAAUAAAUUAAAGUGCUUUGUAGAAGACUCAGGAAUUGGUAUAGAGAAAAAUGCAGCAACUAACUUGUUUAAUUGUACUAGCUGCACAAGUAUUCCAGUCCUCACACCUACCGGCUGCGGGCUUGGAUUGUAUAUAUCGAAUCUUUUAGUGAAAGAAUUAGGAGGCAAGUCAAUUGAAGUAAGCUCAAUUCCUGGAAAAGGCUCAGUAUUUUAUUUUAGUAUUGAUUAUUUUGAAAAUAGUUUUCCUAAUGAAUUUUGCGAUACAAUUGAAGAUUAUGACAAUGAGGAAGCCUCAACUUUUGUGAUGUCUGGCCAAGACUAUAUAGAUUCUUCAGAAAAAGAAGUCCUCAUUGUAGAUGACAAUUAAAAUUUAAUUAAUUAUUUUAAGCGUCUCGUGCCAAUAAAGCUAAUGGGCUUGGCUUUGAAAUAGUGCCAUCACGAGCCAUCCUGAACUUAAAAUGGCGCACAAUGUGGCAGGGAUUCCAAAAAAUUGAACUACAGAUCAGAUUUAUAUCUCACUUGGCACAUAUCUCAUCACCCUCCCUUGGCUCAGUUCCUGCAAGUGUUCCGCCUAAAGGCUAACUUUCUCUAGUGGGCUGACCGUCCCCAAACAAAAAUUUGUUCGCUUCGGAAGUGGUUAAUUUUUUUUAUAAAAAAUCGAUAUUUAAAUUUUAUUAUAAAGCAAUUUGAUCUUUUUUGAGCACUAGCAAAAUUAUUUUACUGGCUGCAAAAUACCAGACUUAUUGAAGUCAGUAAACGAGUUUACUGGUGCACAAAAAUGAGCUAUAAUUUUUUCGAAGUUAUCACUGGUAUAUUAUAAUAUUUUUUCAUAAAAAAUUUUUUUGCUCAAUUAUGGAUUGUUGGUCAAACAAUAGAGAUUUUCCAAUGAUUUUUUCGCCACAGGUGGAAAAUCGAGCAUCUUGAAGCCAUUGGAGCUGUUGAUCCAGCCUAAAGACAUAAAUUAGACCGCUUUUGCUUGGUAUCUCGAUGUAAAACAAAAACCCAUAAUUAAAAUUCCAUGAUGGAAAGAAAAUUAGCAAAGCAUAUUUCUCUCAAACCGAAUACUAUUUUAUUUAUUCUGAUAAUAUAUGACAUGGAAUUAAAUUUAGAAAUUUUAGCAUCAAUAUUAUCAAGAAACUGUAUCACUUAUGAUGAAGCUUUAAAUGGAAAAUGUGCAGUCGAAAAAGUUAUUUCUCAAGACAUGAAAGAUAAGCCUUAUAAAGUAAUCUUAAUGGACUGUGAAAUGCCUGAAAUGAAUGGCUGAGAAGCAGCAAAGACAAUUGAUCAACUUUUUUGUCAAGGAAAACUAAGAACUGCUCCACGCAUAAUAGGAUAUUCUGCAUAUACUUCAGAUGAGGAUAUCAGACUAUGCUUCCAAUCAGGAAUGGUAAAUUUUUUACCAAAACCAUCAACACCUGAUAGCAUAAUCAAGGCGAUUAAAACCCAUCUACAAAGCUAA
Molecule: messenger RNA, 4450 nt
Organism: Blepharisma stoltei
Lineage: Eukaryota; Ciliophora; Heterotrichea; Heterotrichida; Blepharismidae
Source: the annotation of a GenBank genome assembly